AUGCACCCCGCUACACCCCACAAGCUACCUAGCUCACGUCCACCAAGCUCUCCAACCUGCUGUCCUCAUCACAUUGCUUCUCAUGUUGGACUCGUUUUGGCAAUACUCGUUCUAGAACCCGACGUCAAUGGCCGCGCCCAGGCUUCGAUUCAAGGUGACGAGGGCCAAGUUCAAGCAGUGGUACAGUGGCAGGUCGGUGACUGGAGACCAAGUCAGAGCGUUUUGGGCCUUUUUGAAGAUCUGGGACGACAGGAGUGGUUGGACUUGAGUUUGAGGAUGAAAGGAACAUAAAGCCCCAUACUAUCGC
Molecule: messenger RNA, 307 nt
Organism: Colletotrichum destructivum
Lineage: Eukaryota; Fungi; Ascomycota; Sordariomycetes; Glomerellales; Glomerellaceae
Exons: 2
Coding region: 1-291 (96 amino acids)
Source: RefSeq, a predicted model, not a curated record